CAUGCUGCGCUCUGACCUUAUCAGUCAACUUGUAGGAUGUUUGAAAAGGUUUUGGUAUUCCUAAUAAUACUGCCAUAACUUUAUGGAAACGCGCCUGGUUUCUGCUCGGCAAAUCGCUUGGCUUACCAACCGAGUAGUUUUGAAUAUGAAUCCCGUCGAAGACUGGGAGUAUGGAUUUUUAGUAAGCCCUGAAUAUCACCCAGCUACAUUUGUGGAAAUUAAAGGAAAGGUCAGACCUUGUGAUGGUCACAUGACACCUUCGUUAACCGUCAGACAUAUUAUUAUAUUUGUGUAAAAGGAUUUUAAAAUUUUGCUAGAGUUUCGUGGCAUGUGAUAAAAAAACUCAGACACCUUUCAUUUUGAAAAUCCAUUUCUCAUUUUUAAUUGCCAAUAACCUCACUCUCCAAUCAAGAACGUGACAUCAAACGGCUCGUGCAUUGUAUUGAUAAGCUCAUUCGGUUAUCGAUCUGCUAACUUGAUACAAUGACCGCUUAGUAAAUUUAAAUGAACAGAGUCAGAAACAAAAAGUGCAGAGACUUUUUUUUUUAGAGCAGUGGAAUGAAAGCAUGGACUCGUGUCUGGCUGUCUGAUAGGAUGCAGUGCGCGCUGAAUUAUUCUUAAUGAUUAUUUUAUGAGUCGUCUGCUUGCGAGGACUUUUCCGGAAGUAAACAACUAAAAAUUAAUUGUUGAUUUUGAAACUAGGAAAAUUUCGCGAAGUAAUCAGUUACUUUUCUAGGAAACUCAUAAAGUGCAAGGCUGCUCCCGGUACUUAAAAGCUGACAACAUGUCGGUACGUAUGAUCAACAUCAGUCUCUGGACAAUGUUGUGUCUCACGUACUCCGUAACACUGGCAGAAGUCUUCUCGUCUGUCAGCAAAAUCAAACAAUUAAUAGAACAAGAACGACAACUUAUAAACCACCUUGAAUUGGUACUAAAUAUAUCUCAAGCAAAAGGCGACAGUGACCAAGAGAAGAUAGAAAGACUGAAAAAAAAACUUCAAAAUUUGGAUGCAGCAAACACAUUGUUUCAAGAAGAAUGGAAUUAUCUGGAAAGCCCAAUAGCAGGUUUUAAACAUUUGAAACGAAUUUACGAAGACUGGCAAGACGUAACAGAAUCAGAAAAUAAGUCUGAGAACAAAAAGAGAAAUUUUCUUUAUGAUAAUUUACAAAGCAUGUAUGACGUCACGUCAAAAUGGAGGCUUUGGCCAUCUGAAAAAGACGUUGAAGGAGCCGCUCUAGGAUUGGUCAGAUUAAGUCAGGUGUACAACGUUUUUCCGGUUCCAGUAUGGCUUAGCGACAGUGCAUUUUGCAUUUCAAAUUGUUCCCGCCAUAUCGGUGUCCAGUCUAACCACGUCAUUGUCCCAUUACCCGUCUUGGGAAGCAGCGGCUGCCAUCAGAUGAACUCUAAAGAAAAAUCGAAUGUUCUCCAAACCAUCUAUAUGUUCAAGACAUGUAGAUCAAAGAACCCCCAUGUUCGUUGGAAAGAGUAUGAACUCUUCUCCGCCCAUGAUCUUAUGUUCGUUGCGCGAACUGCGUUGGGUAAUCAGCAGAAGUACGAGGCUCGCCGCUGGAUGCAGCUAGUGAAAACUUUCAAGUGCAGGAGUGACACAGUGUCCAGGUCCCUCGUUGCAGAUGAUACUACUCUCGUCGACCUGGGGGAAUUGGAAAAGAAAACGUUAAAUCAUGCCGAUCCAGUUCUGGACAGCGUACAGACUGGUUUCCUUAGUUUAUGUCAAAGGUCAAUAAUCCAGUUCCAGGAGAGAAAGGAGAUUCCAGCCACUAGCUGUCUCUGUUUCUGGACGUACUGCUGGCCCUAUGUGAGAUACGCCACUGAGACAGUCCACCAGUCACCUGAAAUCAACGUCUAUCACAAUGUUCUAUCAAACUCUGAGAUACAAGAUCUGAUUGACAUGGCGCUUGAGAGGAUGGAACCUUCACUUUUACCUGUCAACAGUAAAACAGAAAAUAGAACAAAUUUACUUCGUGUGAGUCAGACAGCGUGGCUGUAUGAUACCACUGAAUUCCUCAAAAGGUUAUCCCGUCGUGUGGGAGACAUCACUAAACUGAAUUCAGGUCAAAGUGACGUGGACACUCCGUCAGAGCCCUUCCAGGUGGUGAACUAUGGCCUGGGAGGUAUGUACGCCCCACACCAGGACUCUGUGAAAGUUUCCCGAGCCCGUGGUAAGGAAAAUGUUCCUUGGUUACAGCAUGCUGGUGACAGACUAGCCACCUGGAUGUUCUAUCUUAGUGACGUCACGUCCGGUGGUGCAACAGUUUUUCCGGCUCUGAAUCUAUCAGUAACACCGAUUAAGGGCAGUGCCGUGUUCUGGUACAACCUUCAACAAGACGGGAGUACGGACAGCAGGCUGAUACACGGAGCGUGUCCAGUUCUGUUGGGGAACAAGUGGGUGGCUAACAAGUGGAUAAGAGAAACAGCACAAACUUUCCAUAACCCAUGCCAUGAACUUCGCUUAUAAGAGAAACAGAGAGAGAGGGGGGGGGGAGUGAAAGGUCGUUGAAUGAAGCAUAAUGUUGAUCAAAGUUGUUUUUAUUGAAAUGUGAAAACAUAACUGCUGUAUUAUAAUUCUAUGUGUGAUUUUACAAUCACAGACACAAAAACUCUUUUGGUCUCCUGGUAAUCAAAUCAUUAAAUAGAAACAAUAUGACUAUAAGCUUUUCACAUGUAAAUUAUGAGUGAGUUUGGUGUGCAGGGCCGGUCCUACAGAUUGCGGGGCCCUAUGCGAAACGGAUUACGCGGGGCCCAUUCUGGUUUGUGAUAAGGAUAAUAAGUGAAAAUUAAAAUUUUGUAUUAGAAAAUAAAUUCGUCUUUUCAUUUUAUUCAUUCUUUACUAAGUACAAAAUUGCUGUCAAAUUAAUCUUGCGUGCCUUCUACAGUAGAUUCAACAGAAAGCCGAUAAGCAUUCAGAUCUGCCUUUCAGAUUUACUAUCGAAUAGCAGAAUAUCGCUUCUUGUUUUUAAGAGGUCGAGAUAGAUUUAGCUCUAUAUUUCUAUGCCAGUGACUAUUCAAGUAAAUUAAGAAUGUGAACUACUUGUUUUAUUUAAAAUUCAACUUAUUAGCUGACAAGGCCGUUUUUUUUUUUCAAAUCGUGAAUAGGAUUGGCGUUUUAAAUAUUGAAUGACACCCCGAAAUGAUAAUUUUGUCUGUUUUUACGGAGAUUUGCAUCAGUUUUCAGAUUUUAAUAAUUUCAUGAGAUUUUCAUGACUUUUUCGAAUAUUUUACAAUUUCAGGUGAAUUGCAGAACCCUUUAAUAAUAAGUUAAGAAAACGGUUUAACUUAAUAAUUACACCUAGAAUUCACGCGGGGCCUAUGAAAGUGCGGGGCCCACUGCGGCCGCAUAGGUUGCAGUGACCUAAGACCAGCCCUACGGGUGUGAAUGUAAAUUUUGUUGUUUUUUUUAGUUAUAAAAACCUCUAAUGUUUUGUUUGGUGUAAUGCACAAAUUGUAAGACAAAUUUCCUUAUGGAAAAUAAAGAUUAUUAUUAUUAUUA
Messenger RNA from Biomphalaria glabrata, 3508 nucleotides. RefSeq names its product prolyl 4-hydroxylase subunit alpha-3-like. Gene Ontology annotation, molecular function: procollagen-proline 4-dioxygenase activity; iron ion binding; L-ascorbic acid binding. Bases 785 to 2476 code for a protein of 563 amino acids. The transcript has 12 exons. The record is from RefSeq and is a predicted model, not a curated record. NCBI's taxonomy places the organism in Eukaryota, Metazoa, Mollusca, Gastropoda, Planorbidae. Gene Ontology annotation, cellular component: endoplasmic reticulum. Gene Ontology annotation, biological process: peptidyl-proline hydroxylation to 4-hydroxy-L-proline.